Molecule: messenger RNA, 1235 nt
Organism: Ziziphus jujuba (common jujube)
Lineage: Eukaryota; Viridiplantae; Streptophyta; Magnoliopsida; Rosales; Rhamnaceae
Product: E3 ubiquitin-protein ligase AIRP2
Exons: 5
Coding region: 232-975 (247 amino acids)
Biological process (GO): protein ubiquitination
Molecular function (GO): ubiquitin protein ligase activity
Source: RefSeq, a predicted model, not a curated record
CCACCCCAACACCCCUUAAAAAAAAAAAAAAAAAAAAAAAAACGCAGUUCUAAGAGAGAGAGAGAGAGAGGGACGGGAAAGUGAGGGUUUUUCUCUGGGGGUUUUCGAGAGAAAUCAGAGUUUUUGGAAUGUGAUUUUGAUUUUUGGUCUUCGGAAUUUCUCUCGUAAUCGUUUGGGACUUUUUAAUUUUGUAAUUUUUUUUAAUUAAAAAAGAAGAAGCAUAUUUUGGAGAUGUACAUAGCAUCCAUGCGAAAGUCAUUCAAAGACUCUUUGAAAGUGCUUGAAGCUGAUAUUCAGCACGCUAAUACCAUGGCCUCAGAGUUUUCAAGGGAGUAUGAUGGUGCCUGUCUUCAGAUGCGAAUAUCAUAUAGUCCAGCUGCACACCUGUUCCUUUUUCUGGUGCAAUGGACUGAUUGCCAUCUUGCAGGAGCCCUUGGUCUGCUAAGAAUUCUGAUUUACAAGGUGUAUAUGGAUGGCACAACCACCAUGUCUACCCAUGAAAGGAAAGCAUGUAUUAGGGAGUUCUAUGCUGUAAUUUAUCCCUCUUUACUGCAACUUCAAAAAGGUGUAACUGAUUCUGAGGACAAAAAGCAGAAGGCAGUAUGCAUGGAAAGGUACCGAAAAAGAGAUGAAGAGGAAAAUAGGCAAUGUUCAGAUAUAGAUGUUGAAAGAGAAGAAGAAUGUGGUAUAUGCAUGGAGAUGAAUAGUAAGAUUGUAUUGCCCAACUGCAACCAUGCAAUGUGCAUGAAAUGUUACCGUGAAUGGAGAUCAAGAUCACAAUCAUGCCCCUUUUGUCGUGACAGUCUUAAGAGAGUAAACUCUGGUGAUCUCUGGGUAUACACUGACAGCAGGGAUAUAGUUGACAUGGCAACUGUGACAAGGGAGAAUCUUAGGAGGCUGUUCAUGUAUAUAGAUAAGCUGCCUCUUGUUAUACCUGAUACUCUUUUUGAUACUUAUGAUUCCCACUUAAGGUGAUUAGUACAGUUAAAGCCGCCAUCUUCUAUGGCAUUCGAAUUGGUAGUUCCUUGUCUUUUGGUUACAUAAGGACCAGAAUUAAUUCGGAAAUUUUAAUUAGUUUCUUCCCGCUUCUGAUAAGAAGAACCCAGCCGGAAUUACUGUAGGCUGGUGGGUGAAGUUAAGCUAGUUUAAUUUGAAGGGGUUUCUAAAUUGUAUGUAGCACAUUUGUACAUGCUUGUAUAGCUUUGAAAGUUUGCAUAUAAAAAGUGCUUUGCAGA